Messenger RNA from Fusarium tjaetaba, 1191 nucleotides. RefSeq lists its product as uncharacterized. The transcript is spliced from 2 exons. Bases 1 to 1191 code for a protein of 396 amino acids. The record is from RefSeq and is a predicted model, not a curated record. NCBI's taxonomy places the organism in Eukaryota, Fungi, Ascomycota, Sordariomycetes, Hypocreales, Nectriaceae.
AUGUCCACCAAGACAAAAGGCUGCAGCGGCCACAGCUGGGGCUUCAUUGCGCCUGAUGUUCAGGAUCCGCCACUAUGCAUCAGCUUGUGUAGGGAGAGGUUCCUCAAGGAGCUGGUGCCAGGGGAUGAGACAAUUGAUCGCGUGUGCGAGGUUCUCCAAGACAGUGACUGGAUGGAAAAGGAGCAGCCGUUUCGGGCGCUUUAUUGUUGUGAUGCUCAGGCUUGUGGCGUGGAUAAUCUGGGCGAGGGCGGAAAAGAUCGCCCUCCACAACCAUAUCACAUUUGUGAUCCUGAGUCUCUCAACGAGGACAAAGACUGCCAAAAAGCAAAAGGAACAGACAAAUCCCAAGAUGCAUCAUCUCAAACGAAAUUUGAGGCUUCGACAGCAGAGAGUACUCUACAAACAACUACAAACCCAACAACAUUAGAAACAACUUCAGUUCCAAUACAAAGCUCAGUACCAGAAACCACAUAUUCCACCACAACAGACCCUUCAACACUCGCAACCUCCGACCCCUCAAGCAGCGACUCAAGCAAUACCAACAAAGGAAUGCCCUUGGGCGUCAAAGUCACAAUAGCUAUCAUCUCAGUCGUCGGUCUCCUCGCCAUCGCCGCCCUCAUAUUCUGCCUUCUUCGAAGACGUCGAUCUCGCAAGACUGAUAUUCGAAGACUCAUCAAGCACCCAUCCUCACCUCCUCCUCGCGCAGACUCACCUACGCCUUUGGUUUCACCCACUAUUUCCCAUACAGAUCCUGAUGGUGUCCCGCUCACACCACCUGCACGACUUCGAGAGCGAAGAUUUCUAGCAGAUGAGCCGAAUGGGUUUCCUACGUCUCCGGUGUACUCACCUACGAGCAGUAAACUCUCGCCACGGCAUGAGAGGACACCGAGGAUUUGUAGUGCCAACCAAGUUCCCAUGAUAGUCAUGACGGCACCUGAUGGAGGAAAAGUCAGGGAUGACGGAUCGCUGAGUUUCAGUGAUGGAAUUAUCACUCCUCCGCCUUCUGCUCACGUAGCACCUCUUGGCUAUAACGCCCAAACUUCUCCACCAAGACCCCCAAGAUCUCGCGAUGCUUCAUUCAACAUGCUCGCUAGCCCUGGGCCUCCACCCACGAGGGCACUUCCAUCGACACCUCCUUAUCGACCUUCAACUCCAACGUCGCCACCUAGAAAAGGAACGAUGCCACUCUGA